This is a messenger RNA of Aphanomyces astaci, 1426 nucleotides long. RefSeq lists its product as hypothetical. The record is from RefSeq and is a predicted model, not a curated record. NCBI's taxonomy places the organism in Eukaryota, Oomycota, Saprolegniomycetes, Saprolegniales, Verrucalvaceae. The transcript has a single exon. The coding region runs from base 18 to 1385 and encodes 455 amino acids.
ACCAUCUUCACACUACGAUGGGCUUCUUCAGCCAUCCAGUGUGUCUGGUCUUGUCGGCGUUGGCGGGUGCCGCCGCACCUCCACCUACAUACACACCGAUACCCACUCCCGUGGCCUGGCUGCCCAAGCCAGUACGGUCCAUCCAAGCUCGUGUGCAAAGCUCCAAGCCUGAAUGGAACGCUGCCAACAGCGUUUGGGUGUCCAACUUUCCCAAGCUGAGCCAAAAGUUCGAAGACAAGUGGAGCGCUUCCUUGGACACGGUCAACACUGCCAGCGUCGAAGGCGCGCUGUUCUACGUGCAGACCGAGGGCAUCUCGCGCGACGUGGAUCAAGGCUGCAUGCGCAAGACCAACAUGUCGUACAUUUGGUUCUACGACAUCACGUAUGCCAACCCGUACUUUGCCACCGCCGAGUACGACUUGGACGGAGGGUUGGCGCCUGGUUAUGGCCGCUUUGUUGCAAUGGACAACGGCAAGUGCACGCCCAAAGUCGAGCCCAACCCGCCGGACGAGUGCCUGCAGUUCGGAGGGUACAACCGGCAGCCCAACCUCGGGCCGUACGUUGGCGGCGAGCCCCGCACCAAGCACGACCGGGCCAACUACCCCGAUAACUACUGGUUCUCGUACCCUGGCUCGUGCUACUUGAAACCAUUUCAAGAAAAGCAAACUGAUCCAACCUGCGCGGCCAAGCAAAAGGGCGGCAUGUGUCCGCGCGGCGUCCUCCCCGACGGCGAGCUCUGCACAUAUUCGUUCGAAGUGCUGGGGUACAUCAGCAUCGACGACCUCGUGGGGAUCACGAGCAUGCCAGUCAAGGAAGGCUCGGUCGAAACGUUCAAAGACCGGACUGACUUUUGCAAACGUGGUGGCAUCGAAUUCGAUUUUGCCGACCCAAACAACAGCAUCGUGCAGUUUUGGAACGACCCGCUUAACGUCACUGCCAACCAAGAACGUUCGGCGAAAAUGAUCGACAUGUACGCCGCGCUUGUGAAAGAAGCCAAGGGCGACGCCAACAUAUUCAAACCGUUCCCCGAGGUCGUGAAAUUGACUGCAGAUAACCCCAAGUGCUGGGAAAUCAGCCCCCGAUGCGCCAAUGCCGCCUAUGGAUGCCGCCGGAAGCUCCUCGCCCAAGUGUGCGAAGUGUGCACGUCCCCCGAUCCGGAUUGCGUGCCCAAGCCGAAAGAAGCCGCGGGCAUCCCGCCCCUGGUCAAGCAGUACCGCCCCCCCGCCUCCGCGGACGCCCCCAAGUCCCCCGGUGCCCCGGCGUCUCCCAAUAGCCCCCAAUCCGGGGAUGCCGGCACCUCCAAUGCCUCGUCCCCUGCUACGAAUGCUGGGGUCACAGGAUCGUGGUUGAAGUUGUUGGCCUUGUUUGUCGUCGUGCUCGUGUAACUCACGGCCACAACACUCUAAUUAUACCACCUUUCACACUC